Molecule: messenger RNA, 1378 nt
Organism: Musa acuminata AAA Group (dessert banana)
Lineage: Eukaryota; Viridiplantae; Streptophyta; Magnoliopsida; Zingiberales; Musaceae
Product: VQ motif-containing protein 4-like
Exons: 1
Coding region: 134-1216 (360 amino acids)
Source: RefSeq, a predicted model, not a curated record
UGCUGUAGUUACCCUGCCGUUGACAAGCAAGCUAAUCUUCUUCCAGUUCGAGAUCCACAUGAUCGUUGUUUGGACCAAUUCAUAAGACAAAAGAAACAGGGGAGAGGGAAAGGAGUAGCAGUGGCCCCCAACCAUGGCAGAAGCCACUGUGUGCCUUCGAAGCAGCUUCAGUGAUCAGCUCAGCUCAGCUCUUGAAGUCAAAGCAGCUCGAGCUUUUCCUGAAUUGGUCAACAUACGGAGCACCAUAUUUCUGUGCCAUGGCAAUUUGCCCGUGAUACAUUUGCACACAGAGCGAGAGAGAGAGAGAGAGAGAGAGAGAGAGAGAGAGAGAGUUCCAUUUCAACACAGCCUACCCAACUCCAAGUCUACACAGUCUCGGCUCCUUCGGUCAUUCCCUCUCGUCACCCAAAUCCAAAUCCAACGCCAACAAACACCAACACAAUCUCUACUUUUAAUCCCUCCUCUUCUCACUCUCAUCCAGAUUGCCACACCACACUGCACCCGUCAGCAAAAGAUUAGAUUUUUCUUCUUCCAUAGGCACAUCCAUCAAAUGGAGCUGAAAUCUCCUGAUCCUUCCUCCCCCAACUCCACCUCCAGCAGCAGCAGCAGCAAUGGAGUGGCCACUGCAGCAGCCCCUUCAUCCGCACCUCUCACUCCCAAGUCCAUACCCAGAUCCAUCGACGCCAAUCCUUCCCCCACCACCUUCGUCCAGGCCGACGCCGGUUCCUUCAAACAGGUAGUCCAGAUGCUGACGGGCUCCGUCGAGACCACCGCCAAGCACGUGGGCGGCACCGUGGCGUCGCCCACAAGGAGCGGGAUCCCGCCCGCCGCUAAGGCCACCGGCCCCAAGAAGCCGGCUUUCAAGCUCUACGAGCGCCGCGGCAGCCUCAAGAACCUCAAGAUGAUAUGUUCUGACCCGAACUCGCCGUUGGGCAGGGCCGCCUUCCCCCCCCGGAGGCAGCCGGAGAUCCUCUCCCCGAGCACGCUGGACCUGCCGUCGUUGACCCUUAGCCCGGUCACGCCGCUGAUCCCUGAUCCUUUCAACCAUUCGGCGGCCGCAGCCGCAGCGUCGUCGGCGGAGGACCGGGCGAUCGCCGAGAAGGGGUUCUACCUCCACCCUUCGCCGAGGACCACGACAGGGGCCGCGGAGCCGCCAAGGCUGCUGCCGCUCUUCCCGGUGACAUCGCCGAGGAUGCCGUCCGCAUCUUCCACCUGAGAUGGCUCAAUUGUACACCUCGGGCGCUCUACCACCAAGCAAACCAAAUCAACGAAGCAUGGACGAACCAUCUCCGUUAUGUUCCCCUUCAGUCUUACUUGUCUCUGAGUGGUCUCUCCUUCAUCAAGAUCAUCUUUUUCUAUCCAUUUCUUGGUUAUCUGA